Molecule: messenger RNA, 5920 nt
Organism: Passer montanus (Eurasian tree sparrow)
Lineage: Eukaryota; Metazoa; Chordata; Aves; Passeriformes; Passeridae
Gene: ZDHHC15
Product: zinc finger DHHC-type palmitoyltransferase 15
Exons: 13
Coding region: 16-1050 (344 amino acids)
Biological process (GO): synaptic vesicle maturation; peptidyl-L-cysteine S-palmitoylation; protein targeting to membrane
Cellular component (GO): Golgi apparatus; endoplasmic reticulum
Molecular function (GO): protein-cysteine S-palmitoyltransferase activity
Source: RefSeq, a predicted model, not a curated record
ACUGGAUGGGGCUGGAUGUGGAUUGGGAUUGUGUGGACUCCAGCACCCCCUAAUGGUGCCAGCACUCGCUCCCUCUGGUUUUGGAGCAGUGCCACAGCCAUCCUAGCAGCUGUCAGCCUUGGUCUUCAGCCCUUGGGGAUGACAUUCCCUGGUGUCCAGAGUGCCACUGUGACUGUGAGCAACCCUGUGGAGAAAGUGGCCUAUCUUGUAGUAUUCCAUAUUCUCUUUGUGCUCUUUGUGUGGACAUACUGGAAGUCUGUUUUCACUCUCCCAAUACCACCAGGCAAAAAGUUCCACAUGUCCUACGCUGACCAGGAGCGCUACGAGAGCGAGGAGAGGCCCGAGGUGCAGCGGCAGAUCCUCGCCGAGAUCGCCAGGAAGCUGCCGGUGUACACCAGGACAGGCAACGGAGGGAUUCGGUUCUGUGACAGAUGCCAGCUGAUCAAACCUGACCGUUGUCACCAUUGCUCUGUUUGUGCCAUGUGUGUGCUAAAAAUGGAUCAUCACUGUCCAUGGGUGAAUAACUGCAUUGGAUUUUCUAACUACAAAUUCUUUCUACUGUUCUUAGCCUAUUCUUUGUUGUAUUGCUUGUAUAUUGCUGCAACAGUCUUCAAGUAUUUCAUUAAGUAUUGGACAGGUGAGCUGACCAAUGGACGUUCCAAAUUUCACAUCCUUUUCCUUCUCUUUGUGGCAGUCAUGUUCUUUGUGAGCCUCAUGUUUCUGUUUGGCUACCACUGCUGGCUCGUCAGCAGGAACAGAUCCACUCUAGAGGCUUUCUCAGCUCCAGUGUUUCAAAAUGGCCCAGAUAAAAAUGGAUUCAAUCUUGGCUUUGUGAAGAAUCUCCAGCAAGUGUUUGGGGAAGAAAAAAAGCUCUGGUUGCUGCCUAUUGCCUCUAGCCAGGGGGAUGGACAUUUCUUCCCAAUGAGAACCUUGAGUGAAGCUCGGAACCCUCUCCUGACAAAUGAGGAGCAGUGGGAAGAGGAUGGAAUAGAUGAAGAGCCUCAGGGUUCUGGUGAAGCUUCAUCCCUUGCCAUAGAAAGGGAGACAUAGCAGUGUGAAAACAGUGGUGUAAAGCUGGAUCAGAAAGCUUCCCUCUCAGGAGCCAACAUCCCUUCUCUUGGCAAGGACUUCAGUUUUGAGGGGCAGAAAACAGGUGGAUCUUCAAGAUGAGAAAACAUCCUGAAGUAUUGUCUGAUGGGAAUCUGCAUUCCAGAGUGUUCUCCAGGAAUCCUGCUGUCCAGAUGUCCCAAGGCUUUAUAAAUUUAAGUUACAGAGUUAACAGAACAAUUUUACAGAGUGAUUGUGGCCAAUCUUCUUUGGCCUGCUCUCUUUAUUUUAUAAAUACUCUAUAUUUUUUAUUCAGAAUGGGUAAAAAUGUUGAUGCGAGUGUGUUUCCGAAGGCCUUUUCAUUUUGCAAACAUCAGGGACUCAAGCUCUUGAAAUUCUUCCAAGCCAUAAUAUUCUUGGGGAUGGUUAUUUAUUUUGAGGCUGAUUCUCCAACCUUCUCUGACAAGUGGCAUUUUCUAAUGUAUUUAAAUUCUGAGUUCAGCUCAAUGCAAGACAGACCCAGUUAAAGCUGGCACUAAAUUGGUAGCUGAAUGUGAGAGUGUUGAAAGCAAAAGUGCUGAACAUGCACAUGUACAUGUGCAGCUGUGAGUGAAAAUAAAAUUUCACAUUGCCAGUAUCAAGAUUCAAGAAUAUUGUGGCCAUAGGUUCUUUAAAACAUUUUUAGGGGUGUUAUUUUCCUUGAGUUUGGGUUAUAGUGCUCUUGCAUCCUACUUGCAGGCUCCUAAAAUGCAAAAGGGAACUUCAGACAGUCCAGUUUGCAUUAAUUCCUAGGGUUAAAAUAUCAUCUCAUUCCUGGAUCAGUGUUUGAUGGAGAUUUGUGUGUUCAUGGAGUCAGAAAGGAAGAUGUGAAUUCAAAACAUGCACUGAAAGUUUGGCUCCAAGAGUCGUGUUUGGAGUUUGCACUCCACAGGGGUGGCUUGAACCCCAAAUUGCUGAAGACACAAUUGAAUUUUUCAGACUUCUUCCCAGCUCAGUGCACUGACUGGCUUCAGGGGUUUCUGCACAAGAGGUGAUCAGAUUUGUUUCUGCAUUUUGCUGCAUUUACAGUCAAAGAGGUGUAUCCCUGUUUUUGUUCUGGGGAGUGGAACUGAGACGUGGCUGGCUGGAUUAUGGAUAUUUUUCUAGACCUGAGUCCUUUUUUUUUUAAUCUGCAUGAUUCAGCCCAGUCCAUCAUUCUUGUUUGAAUUAGGUGCAUGCUAAAAGUAUUGGUGUACUGCCUCUAAGAUCAUUUAGUACCAUUUUCUAUCCCAUUUUUGUGUUUAUCAGCCCACUGGUGUUGGCAGUGACUACAGGAGCAGCUGUGAAUGCCAGCAGAAAGGAGCUGAAUUUGGAGGUGGAGGUUUUGCCUACAGACUAAACCCCUUUUUCCUCUGUUCCUCUGCUGCUGCUGCCACAGGGAAUGUGUUUGUGAGCCAGGAGAGCCUUGCAGAGGUUCCUUCCCUAAGAGAAGGUGUCUCACUUCUGGCUGAUCCGUGCCCUGUGGGCAGGAAUUUUGUCCCUCAGCCUCUGCAGUCUGUGUGGAGCAGGCAGUGCUGACCUCCCUGCGAUGUCUCACUGCUGCAUUUGGCUGUGAGGGGCCAGGGUGGGCUGGCCCAGGCUCCUGUGGGUUUGUGUCUCUCCUCAGGGUGGCCCUGAACACUGAAAAUGUUCCUGCUUCAGCCACCUGAGCCCCAUCUGUUGAGUGGCUCUGCCACCACAUGGCUGCUGAGUGCUGGAAGGGUUUUUCCUGUCAAUCUAAAGCUGCAUUUCUAAUGCAAAUCUGGUGUUGGACCUUGUGCUGUGUGUGAUGCAGGGUGGCAGCUGAAUUAAUCCCCUCAUUCCUGGCAAAAUGUGCUCUGGAGGGGGAGCGUGAGAGGAUGAUGGCAGCUAAACACAGCCAGAAUUUAGCACCUGCAGAGGUGCUAUUUGUGCCUUUAAAAACUUUAAAUUCCUUGUCUAUAAAACCAGGAAGGUGAUUUGGUGACUUUCUGUUUCAUCCUGCCAGCUGAAGUGUUUGUGUGGAUUUACAGGAAGGUUUUUUGGUGUGAAUUUACAGAGCUUGUGUGGAUUUACAGGAGUUUUCUGAGCAGGUCCUUGUCCCCCUCCUGGGUUUGGCUCUGGUUACAGCCCUGCCUUUAUUUGAGUUGUUCCUGUGCCAGGCAGCAGCAGCAGAGCUGUGCAGGAGCUCCCCUGCCUGCUCCUGCUGCUGCACUGCUCAUUGGGGAGUACAGAAAAUCAGGUUUUGUCUUCUAAUACUAAGGCAGAUAUCUUUAUGAUGGCACUGGUUCCAAGCUCAGAUUGAGAAAGGGAUUUACAUAUUUCCAAGUAACUUUUAUUUAGUCACUUUUCUUGUAAUUAAUUAUGGUUAUCUCUUCCCUUUCCUUCAAAGCAGCUCAGCCUCCCGUGGUUGUAACAAACUUGUCCAGGUAGAAACAACACAAAGUUAUCACUUCAGAGCCACUUCUUAAUAUCCACACAUCAGAUGCUGGAAAGCUUAAUGAAAUGUGAAAGAAACCCAAAGUUGUGUAAAGUGAGGCAGAACAAAAUGGGAAAAACCCACAUGUCUGAGUGAGCAGCUCCAUUUUGUUCCCUUCUGCUCACUGAAGGUGAUAUCCUUAUUUUACCCCUGGCCUUUGUCCUUUUUAUGCUGAGUAAAUGCACUGGAAAACAGUUCCUCAGGCUGCAGGUGACAAAAGAGAAUAUUCAGCCCAGUGUGUGAUAGGUUUUUUUAACCUGCAAGUGGCCCUUCAGGGGCUCUGACUGCAGCCCACUGCAGCACCUCCUUUGUUUUCCAUGCCCUGAUCCUCAUCCAGAGGCUCUCCACCAUCAUCACUGAUUGUAAGGGCUGUAUCACCAAACCUCUCCCCCACCUGCCCUGCCUGCACUCUCCAUCCCAGCAUUCCAGGAGUGGCACUCAUCCCCCAAGUCCCAUCAACAGCAAGGACACUGCAGCUCUGGGAGCUGGCCAGUGAUCCCAGCUCAUCCUGGGUGUAUCUCACACUGCCUGUGCUGGUGGCCCAGCAUUCCAGGUGCACCCUGAGUGCCAGGAGCACCCCAGCAGUGCUCACUGUCACUCUGGGUGUGUGCUGUAGGUGCAGUCCAUUCAGGGAACCUGGAGAGCUGUCAAGGUUCCAGUCCCAGUUCUGCUGUCAGUUGUGUGGCUGCAGGGGCUGCUGGAGGUGUUCCACUGUGGAGGCAGCAAGGGAACUGUCUCACCCCCUCCAGGGGCUGCUUUCUCUGCUUAGCACUGGAUCUACACUACAGCUUUCUCAGCUUGGAGCAACUUUUCCAAGUGAUGUCACCAUGGAAAGGAGGGAACUCUUUUGUUGGACUUUACUGUGAUGCCUCCAUUGUUAUCCCUGUGCUCCUGGAUUCAUCCUCUGAAAUAACUGACCACUAACAGCCACCUGCCCACCUCCCCCCCUUCUGUCCCAUUUACAUUCAGGUCCAAAAACCCAGACAGAGCAUCACAUUGAUGUUUCUCUGUGCAAUUGUCCUUAUCCAGCCCUGGGCCAGCAAGUCCUGCCCAAGGAACCAGGACUGUGCAACCCCCACUGCGCUGCCAGGUUUCUCUUGCUGAGUUGGAAGUUUUUGGAGUAGGAUAAUCUUGUUUUCCUUCAAGCAGGGAGCAUUCUGUAUGUUUGAGGAGGCUGUACCCAGUGUGUGUGUGGGGUGCAGUCACUGGUGAGAAUCAGGAAGCUUCCAAAUCACACUAUGCAAUGAAUGUUUGCUUCCUGGGACAAACAGGAGUGGAUUCAGCAGAAUCCACACCAGCUGCAGCUCUGUACUUCUAGAUGCUGGUCUGGACUGAAAGCACAACUUGAUGCAUAAAGUCUGUCAUGUGAUAUGAAUGUAAAAUAUAAAGGGGAAAAAGAAAUUACUGUUUUUCCCCUGAAUUUAGCUAUGAAGAAUGAUGUACUGAGCAGUUACUCUGUGCAGAGUUACUCUGCUGAGCAGUUGCUCUGUGCAGAGCUGAGGCACUCAUGGAAGGGUUUAAUUAGCAGGGGAAAGGAGCCACUACUGACCUUGUUUAUUAAGCCAGAACUAAUUAACUCAAAAGGGUCACGUUUUCAUUUCUGUGACUCCUGUGGUACAGAUUUCUGAAAUGGAUCCAUAGUACUUGAAAAUACCUCAAUUUUAUUGAUAUUUUUCCAAUUCUAUCAGCUUCUGCUUUAUUGCAGAACUCUUGCAAACCUAAACUGACUCUGAACUGAUCAGAUCAUUCAGAUGACUGAAGGUGUUUGCAUGGCAGAGGGGCUCUGGCCUGGCAGACCCUGUCCUGGCUCUGCCAUGGGCUCUUCCUGCCCAGUGCUGCAUUCCUGCCCUGGUCACAGGCACUGAGCUCACACCCACUGCUGCAGGGUUUUAGUCUCUUGUCCUUUUCCCAUCCCACUUUGAGUCUUCCCUCUUCCUCCUGAACAUACAGUUUAAUAUUUUCAGCUGUGAGCUGCUUGUGCUGGUUUUUUGGAUACUGUGAAGGUGAGUAGGUGUCAUUUUAUGCAGUUGUGCCAUGUUUUAUUUGUAAUUAAUCUCUGUUUGUCAGGUAUUGGUUUGUGGUUCCCAUCAUCAGGCCCAGCUGGCUUUGCUUAGAGCAGGAUCCCACUUCCUGCAUUUUCUCUUUCCUAAAAGCCUCAUUUCUUCAUUCUCCAGCUUCCGUUUGGGAUGUAAACCUUGUGAAAUAAAAUGUAAGUUUACAUUUCAAAUACAAGCCUGUAAGUUGCUCAUGCCUGCAUGCUCCUUAAAAUACUAUUUUUUUUCUGUAUGAGGUUUUAAGAUUUACCAGCAGCAUUUGUAAAACUUCAGUGGGUAACAGCCAUUGUUUAAAAAAAAUAUGCUAAGGAGGGGGGAAGCCACAACCACAAAAAAAAAAAAA